AUUGGGUCGAAUACCGACCCGACCGAGUUGGAGCCCAAGUAUUAAUACCAGCUCUUCAUCUUCACGGUCCUGUCCUUGUUGUGGGGAUUCUCACCUUCCCUCCAAAGACACACAAAUCACAAGUCCGAGGGCUGAGGUUGCUAUUCGAAUAGGCGGACAAGGGGAAUCUGUGAUCUCAAUCCAUGAAUUCCAGAAGGGAUUACCGUGGCAAUAGAAUUGCCCUUUUUGAUGGCAUUGAGGAGGGUGGUAUCAGGGCCUCAUCUUCCUACUCCUCCCAUGAAAUAGAUGAGCAUGAUAAUGAAAGAGCAGUGGAUGGACUGCAAGAUAGAGUUAAUCUGCUGAAGCGAUUGACAGGUGAUAUACAUGAGGAGGUUGAGAGUCAUAACCGCAUGCUGGAUCGAGUGGGCAAUGAUAUGGAUGCUUCAAGGGGAAUCCUAUCAGGAACUAUGGAUCGAUUUAAAAUGGUAUUUGAGACAAGAUCAAGCCGGAGGAUGUUUACACUUGUGGCAUCAUUCGUGGUUAUUUUCCUAAUCAUAUACUAUCUCACUAGGUGAAAAACCUAUGGUGGAUGUGAUACAGCUGCUAGCUUUCUGUUAGAACUGGGGAGACUUUUCCAUCUGUUUUUACUGCAUGUAAGAUACUCCGAUUUGAGAGAGUUUGUGUAAAAAAAAUGUUUCAAUGUAUUAGAUGGGUAUUGGAUGCA
This is a messenger RNA of Vitis vinifera (wine grape), 703 nucleotides long. RefSeq names its product bet1-like SNARE 1-1. The coding region runs from base 183 to 554 and encodes 123 amino acids. Lineage: Eukaryota; Viridiplantae; Streptophyta; Magnoliopsida; Vitales; Vitaceae. The transcript is spliced from 6 exons. The record is from RefSeq and is a predicted model, not a curated record.